This is a messenger RNA of Zootoca vivipara (common lizard), 5107 nucleotides long. It is a transcript of the gene STARD7, whose product is annotated as StAR related lipid transfer domain containing 7. NCBI's taxonomy places the organism in Eukaryota, Metazoa, Chordata, Lepidosauria, Squamata, Lacertidae. Gene Ontology annotation, molecular function: lipid binding. The record is from RefSeq and is a predicted model, not a curated record.
CGGAGUGCUGCUCAUGCGGGGGCUUCUUUGCUGUGAGGGGAAGCGGAGGGCGGCAGGCUGGAGCGACGCGGGGCUCGUCGCCUCUUAGACAGCUAGGCCGCUGGGCGCGGGUCGCCCCUGGCAACAACGAGAGGGGCCGGACGUCGCCAGCCUCGAAGUGGGACUACUGCGUGCGAAGGCCCUCUUGCCACAUUCUGCACGCCUCCCAAUGGAAUGCUAGCACACGCGUAGGCGAGAGCGCAGGUCCCGGCUGCGACAGUCUGUGAGGCUUGGCAGGAAUGUUCCACCCACUUCAUUGGAGGCCUCCCUCCAGCAUUUAUUCCUACUACACAAAUACUGUCCGCUUCAUCGGCUACAAAGGGAAACUACAACUUGUUUGGCAAAAUGAGAAGUCCUUGAAAGACAGGUACCAGUGGCUGCUCACCUGGCUACGGAAAGGAACAGAGCAAUGUCCAAGGCAGAAAAACCUACUCUCACUGCUGGCCAACCAGUGCAGCUAUGUGACCGGCCAAAGGGUCCAGCGCGCUCAGCAGAUUGGACAGCUGUACAGUAACAUCUACUCUGAGAGAACACGCAAGAGCCUCUUCAGCUCUUUGUGGCGCAAGUUCCUAGGGCGUUAUGCCAGUGCCUGCAAGCUGAUGGCAGCCGUCACUGGUGUGUUCUUGUGGGAAGAGGAGAGGAUCAAAGAAGAGGAGCUGAAAAGGUCUGCAGAAGAGAUGAAACGCAUGGAAGAAAUCAAUGUGUUCCAGAGUAACAAAGGAAUGAGCCAGACACAGGAGCCAAAGGAUGCAGGUUCUGUUUCCAGGGAGCAGAGCUGGGAAAUGGUGAUGGACAAGAAGCACUUCAAGCUAUGGCGGCGCCCAAUUGGAGGGACUCAUCUGUAUCAGUACCGAGUCUUUGGGAAAUACACAGAUGUGACACCUAGGCAGUUUUUCAAUGUGCAACUGGAUACAGAAUAUCGAAAGAAAUGGGACUCACUAGUCAUCAAACUGGAGGUGAUUGAGAGAGACCAGGACACCGGAUCAGAGGUUAUUCACUGGGUAACUCAUUUUCCUUAUCCAAUGUACUCGCGGGACUAUGUGUAUGUGCGACGGUACAGUGUGGACCAGGAGAACAAUUUGAUGGUGCUUGUGUCACGAGCGGUUGAACACCCAAGUGUCCCUCAAGAUCCUGAAUUUGUCCGUGUUCAAACCUAUGAAUCUCAAAUGGUUAUCCGCCCUCACAAUUCGUUUGAUGAGAAUGGCUUUGACUACCUGCUAACGUACAGUGACAACCCGCAGACAGUGUUCCCCCGGUACUGUGUCAGCUGGAUGGUCUCCAAUGGCAUGCCAGACUUCCUGGAAAAACUGCACAUGGCAGCUUUGAAAGCCAAGAACAUGGAAAUCGAAGUGAAGGACUAUAUCUCUUCUGCCAAGUCCCUGGAGUGUGGCAGCAAUGACAGCAAGGAGGGGAAGGCCAGCAUGCCCAGCCAGGAGCACAAAGGUGAAGGGACCUGCAGCCCUAUUAAGAUAGACUAUGCUUAAAGGAGAGUGCUCCCCAACCCCGCUCAGAGUUGGCAGCCCAAGCCUUUUCAUUCUGCAAGCUGGAAAGGAUGAAGAUUGCAGGGAUGCCUUUGGGACCUUAGUUCAGCUGGUCACUUCCUGUCUCUAUAACUCCUCCCUCUCCUCUGCAUUCUCAGCAGAGGGCAGUGAUCUUGCCAUUGGGAGCCAGGCUCAGCAACUUUGUAAAGCAAUUUUGUGUGCCACUUGUGUUCUGGUGAUCUUCUUUUUCCCAGUGAGGAUGUUCAUGGCAAAAGCCUCUCCUUUUCUCUUCACACACAUCCCCGCCAUUCCUUUGGUGCUGCCAGGUGCCUUUUAGAGGUGGCCCUGCAAAACCAGCAGGGCCACCAAAGCCUUGACCCUUUUACAGGUACGGUGGCACAUGAGCACCUGCAGUGCCUCCACUGGCAUGUUGAGUGAAGCCAAUCCAAAAUACUUGUUGCUGGGGCAGGAUCUCUGCAUCCUCAGCAGGCCCUGGAUGCUUUCUUGGGGCCGUGUGUGUGCCACCUGUGCAGCCUGUUGCUUUUCCUCCUCUGGCACUACCAAAUGCAGCUUCAGGCUGCCGGAAGCAGACACUGCCAGGCUUUGGGUCAGUGGUGUUGUUGCAUCUCUGGCACCUGUAGAGUGAAGGAAGGCUAUAUUUUUAUGCAUCUUGUUUUGUUUUUUCCUCCUUGGCUUGAUAAUAUUCAACAGCUACUGGCUCAAGUUCUGGCUGGAGUUAUUCUACUUCCUUUGCCAAACUGAUGGUAGCCCCAAAUGUUUCAUUUAUAGUUAUUCGAAGCAGAAACAGGAUCUGCUUGUGUCAACUGUAAAUCAGUUGGUUUUGUCAGUUGAUUUCGUCACUGGAUUUGGAGAAGCGCCUAUUAGCCGCCGACUUCUCUCUAAUAUGUUUCCAGGGUGGUGGGGAAGAAAUUGAGCUUCCUUUGGGAAACCCUUGAAUAGAACUGGAAUACCUGACAUUAGUAUGUGUGUGCAUCUCAGGUCAGAGUAUCUAACAUGCUUUUGUUUUGGCAUGAAAGGCUUCGAAACCAUCUAUAAAAGAAGAUUAGAAAGUAAAGUUGAACACAAACAGUUUGGUUUUCAGGAGAGGAUGGGGAGUUGAAGACACACAUGCACCUGUCUGUCCUACAUACUCUCGUUUUUUAAAAAUAACUUAUCAUUGGCUUGGUUUUCUUCCACAACCUAGAGUGUACUAAUUUGUGAGUCCCAACUUCUUCAUUUAUUGUUGAGGCUGGCGGGGGAGAUGACAUUCCUACAUGCCUGCUUUACAGGUGCACUACUUCCUUCAAUUGUGUUCAAUGUGAAGCAAAGGGGUGUGCCAGUGUUCUCCUUCCAGAUAUAGGCACCAUAAGCUGAAUUGUCCUGAUAAACACCCAGGAUACCUACUUCUACAGUGAUAGGGUUCUGCUCCUUGCACAGUCCUCAAAGAACGCAAAGUAGAAUGAAUCGUAAGUGAAGCUUGAUGUUGUAUAUAAAUAACCUCAAGGAAUCACUUAUGCGCCAGUGAAAAAUUAGGUUCAUUCCCCGCCCUCUCAUUCUGUGCAUUGAAGCAUGUGAUGUCUUUUUAAGAAGCUUCAUGUGGAGCAGAAAGGAGACAGCCAGGUUGCGUUGAGGAGAUCCAGUGCUAAAAUGAGAAAGCACCUCUUGACUUGGCAGCUGAGAGUUCCAGGGGGAGCGGAGAGUUCUAUGGGGCGGAGUGGGAUGAACGUGUGCAUGAAGACCCCUUUGGUCUUGCUCUGUGGCCAGUUUGACCUGUUAAACAUAGCUACUGAUGCUUUUAAUUAAAGCUAAUGUUUUUAUUAGAACCAAAGCACCAAUAAAGGUAACCAGUUGGUAUGACAGCCUCAUGAGUCAAUCCUUUUUGGGAAUGAAUGGGACAAAACCUCCUUCCACUAGAACAAUUUGGGUUUUGUUUGUUUGUGUGGAACAUCUGUCACAUGCCUAUAUGCCCCAUGCAUAUUUCUGUCUCCAAAACAAAGAUGGUUUUAAGUCUUGGGGAUUAAAUGGAAAUGCAACGCUAGUUUCCUUGCUGCUCAUCAGCAAUGCAGUCAUGUAUUGUACCUUCUCAUACUAUCACAUCAAGACGUAAAAAAGGUCAGUCCACUGCCAAGAACAUCAUACCAAAAGUUACGAAGGUGAGACUAGGGAGAUAGGACUUUGAAAGACUGAAAGGAUGCCUCAGAGCUAUCCUGUUACUUGUGAGUGACGUGCGGAAAUCCAUCCUUCUCUGUGUCAGCAACCUAAUCAAGCUUGUCAAGUGCCUCCAUGAUUUCAACAAAUUACAACUGUGUACUGGAGCAAUCCAUGUGUUGUGACAAGAAAAUGCUGAUUAUGCAAAUUUGCUAUGAAGCAUAAGUGCCAACUCCCAGAUUGAAAAAUCUGGGAUCAGCAGCGGUGCGACACCGGAAGUCACGCUGCGGCCAUUUUGGAACUGGGCAGAGCAGCACCAGAAGUUGCUUUUACGCAUGCUCUGCCGAUUUCCAAAAUGGCCACAGCGCCAGAAAUCGCUUCUGCACAUGUCCAGAGACUCCAGACAUGCACAGAAGGAGCCUCCCCGGGCCGGUAAGAAUCGGGGGAAUUACGGUUUUUUUUAAAAUCCGGGAUGCCAGCGGAAAAUGGCUGGAAAAACGGGGUUUCCCCGGGGAAUACGGGAGACUUGGCAGCUAUGCUAUGAAGCCAUUUCUGAUUUUUAUUUGGCUUUGCCUGACAUAGAGAGAGGCAAGGAAGCUAUUGCCCUAACGACAAGAAGUUUUAAACCAGGUGUAUGUGGUUUUGGCGUGGGACCACUGGCAUAUCUAGCUCAGUAUUGUCUACACUGACUGUCAGCGGCUCUCCUGGGUUGCAGGUGUGGGGCACUCACAGCCUUGCAUGAAGAUGCCAAGGAUAGGACCUGGGACUUGGUGUAUACAAAGUAGGUGCUGUACCUCUGAGCUUCAACAGCCUUUAUCCAUCGGCAUCUCCCAUGUCCAUCCAAAUCGACCAGCAGCUCUGCACAAGUAGACUUGGCUCUAUUUUUUCUUUCUAAAAGUCUGUCGACUAACUUUGAACAACUGUCUUUUAUGCCUUAGAAUUGCCACUUAGGUGUUGCUAUGAGCACAUUCCCCAGGGCUAAAGCUCUCUAAGAACAUAAGAGCCUGCUGGAUCAGGCCAGGGGACCAUCUAGUCCAGCAUCCUCUUCUCACCCUAGCCAACCAGACACCUGUGGGAAACCAGCAAAUGGGACCUGAGCACAAGAGCACUUCUUUAGCUUCCAGGAGCUGGAAUCCAGAAGGGUAAUGCCUGUGACAAGAAGCAGAGCAAAGCAAAGCCAUCAUGGCCAGUAGCCUUAUCUUCCUUGAAUUUGUCUAAUUUGUUCAAUCCUCUGUUAAAACCACCCAAGCUGGUGGUCAUCAGUACCUCCUCUGAGGGUGAGUUCCAUAGUUUAACAUGUGCUAAAUGAAAAAGUGCUUCCUUUGAUCUGUCCAACAUUCAGCUUCAUUGGAUGUCCAUGAGUUAUGAGAGGAGAAAAACACUUGUCUAUCCUCUCUGUUCAUGUCAUGCAUAAUUUUAUAAACUUCUGUUGUGUCACC